Molecule: messenger RNA, 2187 nt
Organism: Penicillium roqueforti
Lineage: Eukaryota; Fungi; Ascomycota; Eurotiomycetes; Eurotiales; Aspergillaceae
Product: C2H2-type zinc finger protein
Exons: 5
Coding region: 1-2187 (728 amino acids)
Biological process (GO): DNA-templated transcription; regulation of transcription by RNA polymerase II
Cellular component (GO): chromatin
Molecular function (GO): RNA polymerase II cis-regulatory region sequence-specific DNA binding; zinc ion binding; DNA-binding transcription factor activity, RNA polymerase II-specific
Source: RefSeq, a predicted model, not a curated record
AUGCCGGGCCAAAAAGAUCCCAAGAGAAUCAAGAAGGGCCGUGCUAAGCCGCCCCUGUGCCCAUAUUGUCAGCGUUCUUUUUCUCGCGCCGAACACCUGCAGCGGCACGUCAGAAGUCACACCAAUGACAAGCCGUUCUCAUGUGACAUAUGUUCGAAAUCGUUUGGCAGAAAUGACCUGAUGAUCCGCCAUAAAAGACUUGUACACCCACCACCACCUCUUCUUGUACAUGGACAAAAUGAGGGGCUGGCGGAUCGAAGACAAACCCCACUUGAUGUUAUGCCAAUUCCAGCUGAGCACUCAAUAGCUGCUAUUCACAGCCAAAACAUGUUGCCUUGGGUGGAGCAAUCACUCCAAAUACGUGAAAGGGAUUGGGAGCAUCCUACUGAAGCAAAUUCCAACGUACAAAGGCUCGAUUCUUUUGAUGAGGAGUCGAUACCUUGUCCAAUAAUGAAACCAAUCGAAGAUCCAAUGCAAAAUUUUGCCGAUUUCAUUGAAAGUAUCGGCUUUUCAGAAGGGUGGGCACCCGAUGGACUUCAAUCAAUUGAUCAAUUUAUUUUGCCAUUUGACCCUGUGGCUGCGUUACAAACGGAAUUUCGAAAUGACACAACCACUACAGAUGAUGUAGAGGAUCAUUCAUCACACGGACAUGUCCCCGAAGAGAACUUCUUAUCUAAUUUCGGGUCCCGUCUACCGUCCUUGCAGCCAGAAUCGGGCGAGCAAGAAGACAGAUCCCAAAGGUCAGGUGGGGCCAUCGGAAUUCAGCUCACUCGGAAUAUCCGCGAGGCUGAUUAUCGGUCUUUUCUAAAAGGGCUGAACUAUUUCCAGUGCGUUUUGCCUGGAGAUUUCUCUGCCCCUUCAAAGUUCAAAUUAUCUCGGUUUUUUCAUGGUUUUAUCGAUGGCCUCAACGAGCACCUUCCCUUUAUUCAUACCCCGACGCUGCGGAUUGGAAGUUGCAAUCCAGCGCUUGUGCUUGCCAUUGCUGCCUGUGGGGCACAGUACCGCUUUGAGGGCGAAGAAGGGUUGACUUUGUUUUGUGCAGCACAAGCAAUAAUCUUGGAGAUCCUGAGACAAAGAAGUUAUGGUACGUCACCAAACCUUCUAUCGAGCUCGUUGCUUUCCACUUGCCGUGGGGUAGCCGGAUUUUGGUCGCAUUCUCCCGAUCGCUCUGAGCAAGAGUCUGCCGAGCUGAUGGAGGCUAUGCAGGCAAUUCUACUGCUGGUCAUCCAUGCAACCUGGGGAGGCGAUGCUAGGGCGGCACAAGAAUCGAUGACUCUGCAAGGUAAUCUUGCAUCGCUCGUCCGUGUCCAUGGGCUUGGGGAAAAACCGGCCUUCGAAAUCACCGAUCGCACAAAUGAUGUUGACUGGUGUCGUUGGGCCAAAGAAGAAUCUAACAGGCGAACGAAAUUCGUCGUUUUCUGUUUUCUCAACCUCCACUCCCUUAUGCAUAACACACCCCCGUUGAUUCUCAAUUCUGAUCUGGGGCUCAAUAUGCCCUGCUCAGCCGAAGUCUGGACAGCGCAAAGUGCAAGUGCGUGGGGACUGGUGUACGAAAAGGCCCAAAACAGAAAGCAUUCAUGUUUCCAAGAAUCGAUUUCUUUGCUCUUUAAGGCGAAAGAAAGCUCAGCCGGUGGUGAAAUGGCUUGCACUGCUUUUGGAAAUCAUAUUCUCUUACAUGCCUUGUCCCAGCAACUUUUCUUUGCUCGUCAGUUAUGUCGGCUUCCACUGGAGCAGGGGACUCAUCGGCAUCACAUAACCGGAAUGGAUGCCGUGCUUCGGACAUGGAAGUCCUAUUGGAAGCAGACACCGGAGUCCAGCACCGACCCACGCAAUCCCUCCGGUCCCAUUGCAUUCACUUCAGCGGCACUUCUGGGACAAAUCUAUGUGCGACUGCAAAUUGAUCUUGGACCCCACCGUGCUUUGGUGACGAGGGAUCCUUCAGCAAUCGCACAGGCCCUGGCUGGUGCACCCAAUGAUGUUGUGCGUGGUCCUGGAUUUAUCACAGCACUUCUCCAUGCAGUUCAUGCUUUGUCGAUUCCCAUACAGCUUGGAAUUGGCUUCGUAGCAAGAACUUAUUCAUUUCACUGGAGCGUACAGCACUGUCUCAGCGCUCUUGAAUACGCUCAUCUUUUGACAACGUGGCUUCGGUCCCUCCCUAAUAUGGGACUGAAAAUCGACUGGAAUUGA